Solenopsis invicta (red fire ant) is the source of this 1127-nucleotide messenger RNA. RefSeq names its product tetraspanin-1. NCBI's taxonomy places the organism in Eukaryota, Metazoa, Arthropoda, Insecta, Hymenoptera, Formicidae. Gene Ontology annotation, cellular component: membrane. Bases 29 to 1051 code for a protein of 340 amino acids. The transcript is spliced from 5 exons. The record is from RefSeq and is a predicted model, not a curated record.
ACUAUUCAAGCUUGUAUGUCGCGCUUUAAUGGCAGACGAUACAUAUAAAAAAUACAGAACGUUUUUCAAAGUUUAUGAAUCACCCAACGUUGUUAUCGCUUAUAAUCAUUCGGGCGAUCAAUAUCGCGGCAUAUUGCGAAUCGUAGAACUCGUUACGAUGAGCAGUUUGCUUCUACGCGCGCACUGCGCGCAUUGCUCGUUUCGCGACCGUCGAUCGGGAUCGACGAGCAAAAUGGGUCUAAACAGUUUCUCGGUCAAUAGACGUAUUUUUGAAAAAUUUUUUUUUUACUUGUUUAGCAUUUAUAUCGGACUAUAUGGAAUAGUCACGACAAGCUGGGCCAAGAUAUUGCAGAUCAGCGUCAUUGACACUGAUAGAACCACAACGUGGCAGCAUGACGCCAUUAUUUCAUUGGAAGUGCUUAUUAUUACCAGUAUCGUUCUUUUUCUUAUUGCUUUAUUUGGAUUCGGAUUCAGUAUACUGUAUUUCGAGAAUUCAAAUUUCAGGAAAUGGAAUAUUAUUCUCUGCACGACCGUCGUGUUUGCAGCUUUAUUCUUGAUUGUGAUAAUUACACAAGCAACUGCCGCAAUCAUAAUGCUCGUACAGGUACCGUCGGCCAAAACUGAUUUUACAGAAGCUUUCAAGAAUUACUAUCUUCGAACGGAGGACCAGCGGUUCAUAGAUAAUGUACAGAGCACAUUAGUUUGCUGUGGUAUCUAUUCAUAUCAUGAUUAUGAGGAGAUCCUUCAUAAUCCAACAAUUCCAGGCAGUUGCUGCUUUUCAUCGGAACCAUGCACGUCUAGAGUAGUAUAUAAACACGGUUGUGCAUCUUUGCUAAAUAUUUAUGGACAUACAUUGGCCUACAUCUACUCAAUAAGCAUUUCCACUUUGAUUGAUGUAGUAGCUCAGUUUCUCUGCUUCCUUGUCGGACUGUACCUGGCAAUCUCUAUAAGAAAACGAAACAAUGCAAACAAUCAAGCACCAAAUUAUCAAGAGACACGUGUCACUUCCAGUGAAAAUAAUUUUAUUAAAAUAUUUGACGCUCGUUCUUGAUAUUUUUUAUUUUUUUGGGAGGACUGUAAGACAGAGUCUGAUGCAGGAUCUAAAAAUAAAUAUUAUUAAAUUUUUA